CACAAUAGUCAAUUUGUCAACUGUCAAGUUAUGAAGUUACACUUCAAAUAAUAACCGAUGGUAACCGGGUAUCAGAAAUUUUGUAAAAAUACAAAGUGGUUUUAUACAGUUUAAAUAAGUUCAUGUUCUUUUGAAAAUGGGUGACCAUGAGGAGUUUGAGGAUAACCAAUAUCCCGAUAACAACGACUACGUACCGUAUGUGACCGCAGCUAACCUAGGACAAAAAGUUGGCGCGAAAGUUUGCCUUUGGGGAAGAGUUACAAAAGUUACUGCCACCGAGACCUUUCAUGUUAAAACAGUUGAUGAUCAAGAAGUGCUUAUAAAAUUACAGAAGCCCAUUAGCGAACCACUGGAAGGAUGGUACGAAAUUUAUGGAACAUCUCAAGGAAGGUCUGUUAUUUGUGAAGAGUAUGUGCCAUUUUCUGAAGAUAUGACUAAAAACAUCGAUAUCGAAGGUCAUAAAAAUCUUGCUAAACUUCUAUUCGCACUUGAUGAUCCAUGGAAUAUAGGUGAAAAUGAAUAAAACAUGCUGUCUCUUAAAAAUCACAAUACAUUUAUUAUACUUUUAAGGCAAAUACCAUAAGAAGUAAAGUUAAAUAAAUUUUUAUAUUUAUCA
Messenger RNA from Danaus plexippus (monarch butterfly), 616 nucleotides. RefSeq lists its product as uncharacterized. The transcript has a single exon. Gene Ontology annotation, biological process: DNA replication; mismatch repair; base-excision repair. The record is from RefSeq and is a predicted model, not a curated record. Bases 137 to 523 code for a protein of 128 amino acids. Gene Ontology annotation, cellular component: DNA replication factor A complex; nucleus; site of double-strand break. Gene Ontology annotation, molecular function: single-stranded DNA binding; damaged DNA binding. NCBI's taxonomy places the organism in Eukaryota, Metazoa, Arthropoda, Insecta, Lepidoptera, Nymphalidae.